UUACUCUUUCGCCCAAUAUUUACACGAUUUACUGCACACUUUACCUUGAGGUGUUCUGUGAUUCUGCGUCCUUCUUUGCUUCAGUUAUAACAAAAAUGAAACUCGUCACGCUUCAGCGUGUGUCGGAAUCCUGCUGUGCCCGGCGCGAAGCGGCCGUUCAAUGAUGUCGGCGACGAGCUUAUUUUGUUAACGCGGACCAAUGGUUGGAGUCAUGCGUGAGCCUGAGCUGGACGAUGACUCCAGUCAUCUACCGGACUGGAAGUUGCCGCUGGCAUUCAGCGAUGCUCGACACGGGUCUGAGCCCUGCGAAAGCAUCCCUACACAGACGUGGCGGAUGAAAGAGCGGAUGAAAACAGUCAGCGUGGCUCUUGUGAUGUGCCUAAACAUUGGUGUGGAUCCACCAGAUGUGGUCAAGACGCAACCGUGUGCACGACUUGAGUGCUGGCUAGACCCACUGCAGUCACCCCCACAGAAGGCUCUGGAGAGCAUCGGAGCUGCACUGCAGAAACAGUAUGAGCGGUGGCAGUCACGUGCUCGCUACAAGCUCAGCCUUGAUCCCACCGUGGAGGAGGUCAAGAAGCUUUGUUCCUCACUAAGGCGCAACUCCAAGGAGGAUCGUGUCCUCUUCCACUACAAUGGCCAUGGUGUGCCCAAGCCGACCAUCAAUGGUGAAAUCUGGGUCUUCAACAGGACAUACACGCAAUACAUCCCGCUGUCCAUGUAUGACCUGCAGCAGUGGAUGGGUGCGCCGUCCAUUUACGUGUACGACUGCUCUUCUGCGGGUCUCAUCCUCGAGUCGUUCAACAAGUUUGCCAUCCAGCAUGAGCGCGAGUUCGAGAUCUCGCUGGGCAGCGUCAAGGGGCAGGCGCCACCCUGCUACCGGAGCUGCAUCCAGCUCGCUGCUUGCCGCCAGCACCAGGUGCUGCCGAUGAACCCAGAGUUGCCAGCGGACUUGUUCACAUCAUGCCUGACAACGCCCGUGCAAAUGGCUCUCAGGUGGUUUGUGCUGCAGAAGGCAAGCCGGCUAGUGCCCGGUGUGACGCUUGAGCUGCUGGAGCGAGUGCCAGGCCAGCUGCACGACCGGCGCACCAUGCUGGGCGAACUGAACUGGAUCUUUACAGCCAUCACGGACACCAUCGCGUGGAACGUGUUGCCCAAGGCACUGUUCCAACGCCUGUUCCGACAGGACCUGCUGGUUGCGAGCUUGUUUCGCAACUUCCUGCUGGCAGAACGGGUGAUGCGUGCCUACGACUGCCAGCCCGUGUCACAGCCCGCACUGCCGCCGACCUUCCAGCACCCCAUGUGGCAAGCCUGGGACCUGGCACUGGACUUGUGCCUGGCACAGCUGGCACGAGUCCAGCAGGGGCACCCCUUUCAGCACUCGCCCUUUUUCGCCCAGCAGCUGACGGCCUUCCAGGUGUGGCUGACCUUUGGCUCGGAGCAGUCGGCCCCACCCGAACAGUUGCCCAUCGUCCUGCAGGUGCUGCUCAGCCAGAUCCAUAGGGUCCGGGCGCUCGACCUCCUGGGCAGGUUCCUCGACCUGGGGCCCUGGGCUGUCAACUUGGCUCUGUCAGUGGGGAUCUUCCCGUACAUCCUGAAGCUGCUUCAGAGCUGUGCCCGGGACCUUCGGCCACUCCUCGUUUCCAUCUGGGCCAAGAUACUGGCUGUCGACCAGUCGUGUCAAGUGGACCUCGUUCGAGACAAUGGCCAUCGCUACUUCCUUAGUGUCCUGUCAGACCUGUCUAUGCCACCAGAGCAUCGAACCAUGGCUGCCUUUGUCAUGUCAUGCAUCGUGGCCAACUACCCCAGCGGACAGGAAGCAGCUUUGAAAGGCAAUGUCAUAGCCCUCUGCACGGAGCAGCUGACGGACAACCACCCGCGACUUCGCCAGUGGCUUGCCAUCUGUCUUGGCCGCACUUGGAACGGCUACACGGCUGCUCGUUGGUGCGGCAUCCGGGACAGUGCUCACGAGAAACUUAGUACCCUACUUGCAGACCCUGUGCCAGAGGUGCGAGCUGCUGCGGUGUUUGCACUCGGCACCAUACUCAACUGCCCUGCCAAGCGCACCGACCAUGCCGACACCAUCGACCACAACAUCGGCAUGACCCUCAUCUCAUCAGUGGCCAAUGAUGGCAGCCCAAUGGUCCGCAAGGAGCUGGUGGUGGCAUUGCAGUGGCUUCUCUUCGUGUUCGAGACCCAGUUUGUGGCUGUCGCGUACCAGUACCUCGAGGAAGAGACGUCCAAGGAGGCUGUCCACGCUGCGACCUCGGGUAACCUACUGAGUCCUGCCAGUGCAGAGACCACACCACUUGGCAUGAAGAAGGUGGCAUCGCGAGACCGGCUCAAGCUGUUGCCCAUCACUGGAAACCUGCUGUCGGGUGCCGCCGUGGUGGAGGGUCUGCCAGAGCCCCCGCCCGUGUUACUGGCCCAGCAGCAGCAGCAGCAGGCGCCCGUACAGGAGAAGAUGCGGCGUGUCUCUUCCAGCACGUCCAUCUGCAGCCUCGGCAGCAUCCUGGGCAGCUAUGGUAGCGUCUACAGUCAGGUGUGGCGUGCGCUGGUCACCCUGGGCAACGACCCACACCCCGAGGUGGCUGCCAUGGCCCGCCUGCUGCUCAAGGCCUACCGUGACAAGGCGCAGUCAAGCUUUGAAGCCAAGAAGUGCCGGAAAAGCUCUGUAUGCCACUCGGAGCCAUCAUCGCCUUCGGGAAAGAUCAGCUACCUGUCAAGUGAGUCUCCUCCACCGACCUCCAUGAACCUGAGCCUGCGACCACCGGUGCAGACGCCCACUCGAAGCCACCAGUUCCAGCAUACAGCUCACUUCAGUCGGUCACGCAAGAUCUUCGACCGAGGCCCCGAUGUGCCUGCACCGGUGGCAGAGGAUGACACGGAAGAGCAGCUCAAUGCGCGCAUCUCAUCGCCCCUGGUGACAACAGGCUUUGUGGACUGGUGCUCCCGAUACUUCACCCGUCCACUCAACAAGGUUUCACAGGCCUCCGACUCUGAAAGCAUGGAGCACCAACAGCGGGAGUGGAGGUUUCUGCGUAAUGCACGGAUAAGGGCGGCUGCGCAGGCUGAACGUCGGAAAACCGCAACUGGAGCGCGCCUGGACGAGCAGGUGUUCUACAGCCGGUGCCCCAGCGUUCCUACCUGCCUAGCCUUUCACCCACACGAAGCAGAGCUCUGUGUUGCCAAUAGGGAUUCCUAUAGUCUCUGGGAUGAUCACGGGAACCUUCAGAGCUGCCACAUGAACGAGAAUCCCGCACAGACGCGCAUCACGGCUAUGACCUACCUAAAUGCACAUGAUUUACCACUGCUGCUUCUGGGAUCAGAUGAUGGAGCUGUUCGUGUCUGGCGGAACUACAGCUUGUCCAACCGUGAACUGGUGGCAGCCUUCCAAGCCCUUGGAGACGUUCCGAUGACAGCAAGAGGAUCUGGCAUGGUGCUGGAUUGGGAUCAAGAGACAACAACGCUGAUCACGUCUGGUGAUGUCAAGGUCAUUCGUGUCUGGGAUACCAACCAGGAAAAAAAAGUGCUGGACAUGCCAACUGGCGCAGACUAUCCCAUCACAAGUCUCUCCAUUGACCACGAGGGCUCCCUGCUAGUUGCUGGAUGUGGUGAUGGAACCAUCCGGGUCUAUGACCGUCGGCUACCACCUGCAGACUGCCGCAUCAUGACACUUCGGGAGCACAACAGCUGGAUUGUGAAUGUGCAUCUAAAUGUCAGAGAGCGCCGCAUCACCAGUGGCUGCGUGACCGGCGAUGUGCGCUUCUGGGAGCUGGGUCAGAGCUGCUCAACGCACACGGUCUCCACACAUGUCGACAUGACUGCCAUGGCCGUCCACCCAGUCUUUGACGUGUUUGCAUGUGGGUCGGCCAGCCAGCAGAUCAGUGUUUUCAACAAGGAGGGGGACAACAUGGGCUCCAUUCGUCACCACGACUGGUUCAUCAACCAGCGCGUCGGUCCAGUCUCCUGCCUGGCCUUCCACCCGUACAAGAUGUGCCUGGCGUCGGGAAGCACGGACUCCAUCAUCGGAGUCUACACAACCGACCGCAAGCACUGAUGGAGCCAAGCAGACCGUGCCUUAAAGGACGUGGAAAGGGAGAUGCGAUGACUGCACUCAGUGCACAUCGGCAGGCGCUCUCGAGUCUACUGUGCCAUUCUUUGUAAAUGUCAAAAGGGGAUGAGCAGUUGCAUUGGUAGUGCUUGAAGCCUGUUCACCAGCGCCAACUGCUCUCUCUGAUCGGGGAAUCGGAAAUGAUGCCCUGUAUCCCCGCUGUUGAUCAGUUCUGUGCCUCUCACUGAGUUUAUUGCUUGUAGCUGCCGCAGCAAUCUUUUUUCCUGGGGCACACUGUUUGUGAGGCUAGCGUUGUAGUUAGCCACGUGGCUAGUGCCAUCUCAUCACCUGUGGUUCGGAUCCAUUCUGCUUGUAAACUAGUGCUUGCAGGAGAUUGUCAUGAAGACUUGCCACUUCGGCACCGUGAGUCUGACUGACUCAACUUAUCUGUCGCUGAACGUUUGGUCAAUGUGGCCCUUUCUGCAGUGGCAGUCUGACAGAUAGCCAUGGAAUGGUGUUGCUAGCUAGAAGUGCUUGGGGAGAAAAAGAAUGCAAAUUGGGAGUUCUUGUGAAAGCAGCCAGGAGUGUCAUGAAGUACCUGUCACGGAUGUGCCUAGUCAAAGUGUGGAAGCUGUUUGCCAACUGUUAAAGGUUGUUUUGACUGUGCUUGUUGCUGAGCGGGAAGCUGACUAGAAAGUGUGUACAGGGAAUGUGACGGAAGUUGAUGAUUUUGUGUUUCUUUUUUGAAGCUAGUAGAGCUGGCUGUUUUAGUUAUUGCAUAUAAAUAUUUCUUAUAGAAGGCAUGCUAGGCAGCUUUUUCUGUUGCUUGGGAAACAUUCAUCAUGUGUCAUAGUGUUCAUCCAAAACUGUCAUUUUGUACUUUUGAACUUAUCUGUUUCAGACAUUGUGGAUGAACUGAAGAAGUCCGACGCAUUUCUGUUCAGUGAAAGUCUCUGUUUGAACUUUUUCUGUGACAUAGCAGUGUUGGUCUGUUCAAGCAACUUGUCUUCAUUAAACCCACUGCAUCUUUUAUUAUAUUAUAUAGCCAUUCUGGGUGUAAAAUGUUGUUUGUUCCUUCUGUAUUUUUAAGGUGGACAGCACUUGGAAUAAUGUAAAAAAAAGUAUACAAACCAUUUGUUGAAUUUACCAAGUAGUACCUCUUGCAUGUGCUUUGUUCUGUACAUAAGUCGCUGCACCUUGCACAAAAUCGUGUUGACAACAUAAGUGAAAGAAAGGCUUAAUGACAGUCUUUAUUGUUAUGUAAUUUAUCCAAGAGCCAAGUGACACGAAAAUUGCUCAUCAAUUUAGCGCAUAAUAUCUCAUGUGUGGACUUUAGCUUGCAGAUUAUGAGGACUGCAAUGAGGAAACCAAGCCAAUAUCAGCAGAGCAUUGUCCAAGGAGCUGGUAUGCUUGGACUAUCACAUUCAAUAUGAGCUGCCACGUACUAGCCGUGAUAGGAGCAACGCUCUCGAGAAAAUGGUGGAGAGGGUUUCCCCAUUCCAGCAAUGCACACGCUUUCUGAUGUCUGCUUUCUUUGUGGAGCGAUAAUACACUUGCCUAUCAAGCAGCUGUCACUCCAUCAUGAAAUAAAAAGAGAGAGAGAAAAAAGAGAAUAGUUACGAAGCUGCAGAAGUGGCAUGCCAUGACGAAGCACGUUGUGCUAAGGGCUAAAGACAUCAGCGCUGGCCAGUGUAUUAUCAUUCCAUGAAGAAAGCAGACAAUCGAAAGCACAGCGGUAUGUUCAUUGCCAGAAUGGCGAGGACCUCGCCACUUGCGUCACAGCGCAAUGCAGCUCAUAUUGAAUGUGACAUUGGCAACACAUGCAAGAACAGCAUUGGCCGGAAUGGUAGAUGUGCUUUCACAGCUGGGGUGCUGAAAAAGAAAUACAAAAAUGGUCCCCUAACUCUGCAGUCCUCCUCUUAGCUAGUCAUUAACAAAAUAAAAUAAUCUUGCAUCAGGAUGUUAUUAGCUUUAACGGGGGAGUAUUUUCGUGGUUUUAAAGCCAUCUCGAAAUGCAGGGCCGACACUAGCUAUGCGAACAAAGGACGUAGAAAACUAUUAAUGGGAGGCAGGCACUUAUUCAAGUGCUAUCUUACGGUGAAGCUUAGAAUGUACAAAUCUCAGUGUGCAAAUGCAGCCAGAGACAUAGUGCAAUGUCUAAUAUGUACACCUCUGAUUCGUAUUUUUCAUGGCUCUUGAGCCUUUGCUUAGUGCACA
Molecule: messenger RNA, 6271 nt
Organism: Dermacentor silvarum
Lineage: Eukaryota; Metazoa; Arthropoda; Arachnida; Ixodida; Ixodidae
Product: regulatory-associated protein of mTOR-like
Biological process (GO): cellular response to starvation; positive regulation of protein serine/threonine kinase activity; positive regulation of cell growth
Cellular component (GO): cytoplasm; TORC1 complex
Molecular function (GO): protein-macromolecule adaptor activity; protein binding
Source: RefSeq, a predicted model, not a curated record